Ctenopharyngodon idella (grass carp) is the source of this 1539-nucleotide messenger RNA. RefSeq lists its product as uncharacterized. The coding region runs from base 259 to 1008 and encodes 249 amino acids. Lineage: Eukaryota; Metazoa; Chordata; Actinopteri; Cypriniformes; Xenocyprididae. The transcript is spliced from 7 exons. Gene Ontology annotation, biological process: protein localization to plasma membrane. The record is from RefSeq and is a predicted model, not a curated record.
UUACCAUUAAGGAGUGGCUUAAUGUGGUGGCAUGUCUCAAAGCUUUCUUUGCGUAUUUAUGUAAGAAUGUAGAUCAUCUGGUAGAGGAGACAGUAAACCGGUAAGGCCAGGAGAAGAAGUGAAAGAUGCUAAAGGACGUGUUUACAUGAUUUUUGAGGGGCUAAUAUGUCAGUCAGCUUUUCAAGACCUCGGUGGAAAUAUCACUUUUGAGAUUAUCAGCACUUUAUUUUAAUCUUGAAGCAACUUUCUCCAAGAAACAUGGCUGUUUGGGUUGUUUUACCCAUUGUUCUGUGUGCCGUCUCAUUCAUCGGGUGCUGGAUAGUAUAUGGACUUGCAUUAAGUUUCAACCAUGUCUGCUCACUUACUAACUGGGAAUACAGAAACUCAUGUCACACAAAUGAAACGGGGAAUUGCUGCACCCUGGAUAAUGUCCCCACCGUAAGCACAAGUGGAGCAAACUUUCCAGAAAACUCCCUAUUCACAGCAACAAUCAAUGCUGGUUCAUUUUUGUUUCUGAUUUUCUGCAUUUUCCAUCAUGCACACAUCCUUGACAGGAACAGUGUUCAUUCUCUUCUCAGUAAGGUUGCUAUGAUCAUAGGCUGUGUGGUGUCUGCGGGUGCUUUCAUGGCUGGAAACUGCAAUCCAGUAGAGCUGCUGUUGCUCCAUUACCUGGGUGCUGCCCUGAGCUUUGUGUUUGUGUGUCUGUACAUGACCAUCCUGACCUCCCUCACUAGUAAAUGUAUGCUGACGGGGUUUGAACGGGUUCUCUACCCACUACGCACCAUCUCCUCGUUUUUCCAGAUUUCUGCCACCAUCCUCUACGGCAUCUUCUUCAUCCAGGAGGAUUACUUCUAUAAGCACAUCUCUGCUGUGUUUGAAUGGUUUCUGUGUGUCAAUCUGGAGCUCUAUGAACUCAGCUACUCUGUGGAGUUCUACUUUUUCUCCUCAUCGAUGCUUUCAGUACUUCUAGCAAAGAAAGAAGAGGAGAAACCUCUCAUUUUGGCUUAAUGUCAAAAAUCCUUCAGAACUCGAUUGUUUUUUUCGGUUUUCCGUUAUGGAAUCAUAAUAGAUGACUCAGGAGACAUUUGAAGAAUUUUUUUUUUGUUUUUUUGAAGUUUCUAGGAUUUAUGAGGUUGCAAGCACUGGAUUUACUUUGGAGCAGGAUACUCUGAUUUUUCUCAGAGUGGAGCAACAGGCACUUUGAACGUCUUAGUUUUUUUCCAAAGCACUUUUACUUUCUAAAUACAAUGGCAUUUAACUGAGGAAAAACACCUUACAAAUUCAAUAUUUGAUCUCAUAUCUAGAUUUCCUGUGAGCAAGAGUAAUUUGGUUGGUGCAUGCAGUUUAAAUGAUUGUUCGGUGUUUACCUCACACUUUUAAUCUAAUCACUCAGUCCCUGGAAAUGUGGAAUCAGCUGCUGGCGGGAAAUGUGUAUUUGUCAGAAAUGAAAAUGUCAGAAGGUCCAUAUAGAAAAAGAUAAGAAUAAACCAUUCAUAGUCUCAGGUUUAUCUCAAAUUAAAUUAUUUCCAUUAUCUGUUA